UCCACAAGUUUCGGCUUUGACCGUAUUCAUUGUUUCUUCUUCUUCCUCUUUCUCCGUGACGCUGUUUCAGUACUGUGUACGAUCUGUGUAAAUCUCUCAGCUCACCCACCGUCCUUCACUCUUUCCACGCUUCUUCAGGGGAUUUCCUUUUCCUUCUUCUCCUUUUCGACUUUUCAAUCAUUGUUAGACGGAGCGAUUUUUUGGAGAUCUGUUUGUGGAUAAGGUUGGAACAGUAUGCGGUGGUGUUUGACUCUCUCAGUUGAUGUUUUUCGCAAAGUCAUUUCGUUGAACUUAUACUGUAAAGUUAUUCUGUAAUUCUUCUCCGAUCGUAGAUCGAUUUUUCUCCUUUCCUCAUCAUAUUCGUAUACAGUUAUCAUCCAUGGGAUCCAAUUUUCUCGUUGUUGUUCCUUGUUAUGUCCUCCAGAUUAGUUGAUAAACUUGUAUCUGUUUCUCUUCAUCUUCGUUCUCUUUGAGGAAUUCGGUUUAGUUUUCCGACUUCCAUUUUGUCUGUCUACUUUUUUCAAUUACGCGUUGAGAAGGUGUCUGGCUGUGUGAAUCUCAUUCGAACUUAGUGGACGAAUCUUUUUGAUUUGCAUAAUACGGAGACUGUUUACUCUUCUUCUCUGGUCAAUUGUGCUAUUAUUCCCCAUAUUGAAGGGCUAGGGUAGUAGUUAUGGUGUGCCAAGCAGCUACUCAAACAAGAUUUCGAGCAUUGAAACACGAAAAUGGGAUUGCUGGAAGUGCCACCAUAAUCGUUAGAGUCAUAGCAUGCUUUCAACCUCUCCAGGAUUGUCAGGCUGAGUACUUUCGUCAUUUGCUGAAACCAGUCACGUAGAUAGAUUCUGUAUUUCUGCGUUCGUAUUAAGCUGGCGUCUUUUAUUGUUUUUCUUAAUCCUGAAAGAUACAGAAACUGCAAUCACUAGUUUACAACGCCCUCUUUCUGGUAAAUUGUUUUGAUUAGAUGGGAGAAGCUUGGGAAGCAGGACGUCCUCCUAAGCUUCUGUUCGAUUGGCAACCAUCCCUGCUAAAUUCUUUCGGUAUUGCACCGAAUCUGGGCCUACCUAAUUCCAUUACUUCGAGUAUUAGCAACGAUAUGGUCAUGAAGAAUGGAACUUUUCCAGGGAACUCUGCAUUGAAGGUCCCUCAGUUGCAGGUAGGUCUAGUGAAUGAACCGUGUAAUUGGUUUCAUUGCUUGGGACCUUCACAGCAACCUACUUUACCCAUCAAGAGUCCUAUUUACAAUGAGAAUCUAGCGGCUCUAUCAAAAGGACUCUCGAAGGAGGCUGUGGCACCUCUUCCUUGCUCUGGAACUCAGCAGAAGGGGUUUCUUGUCAUUGAUCAGUCUGCAGAUAAGACAACUUUGGUUUUAUGUUCUGGAGUUGGUGGUCCUCUCCAGUUACUUACUUCAUGGAGUCCACAACCUACUACUGCUUAUAAGUUUAAUGGAGAAGCUACUGGAUAUAAACAAGACUUCAUUUAUGACUCAAAACUAGUUUUGUCAAAUGAUUGUGCUGAGAACCAUUUGACUGAUGAGCAGAGUGAGAUGCAAGAAGACACAGAAGAACUCAAUGCGCUCCUCUACUCGGAGGAUGAAAGUGAAUUUGAUGAGGAUGAUGAAGAUGAAGUCACUAGCACUGGUCAUUCGCCAAGCGCAAUGACAACUAAAGAUAAACGGUAUGCACUUGAGGAACAAAAUGAAGAAGUUGCUAGUUCUGCAGGUUCAACCAAGAAACGGAAAAUUGAUGGAGGUUAUGAUGUAAUGUCACUAAUGGACACUGCAAGUUCAUUGAUGCCUCGAAGGUCCCCCGAGUAUGAGGACGAUGCUGAAUCUAGUUGUGGAAACGAAGGAAGUCAGGAUGUGCAGGAUGUUGAUUCCUCAUCUAUCAACAAAAGGAUAAGAAAAGAGAAAAUACGUGAAACUGUCGGUAUUCUGGAGAGUUUAAUUCCUGGCGGGAAAGGCAAAGAGGCCAUUGUUGUACUAGACGAAGCAAUUCAAUACUUAAAAACCUUAAGACUUAAAGCGGCAGCGUUUGGUCUUAAUGCAUGCUGCUGAUGAUGAUAAGUACGAAUACGGUCAUGUUCAGUUGUAAUAGUUCCAUAUUUUUACAUGUUAUUUUGAUCGGAAGAGAAUGGUGGACCAUGUUGAAUAAGUUGGGGAACUCCAUGGGAUUGGUUACAUGGAGAAAUGGUAGAGUGAUUUGGGGGAAGUUAGAAGAAAUAUCUGAAUGAAGGCAAGUUUGGGUAAGUGAAAUCUGUUUAAAAAUGAGGCAAGUUUGGGUAAGUGAAAUCUGUUUAAAGGAAAGAGAGGAUGGCUAAGAUUUGCGUUUAAAAGUGGAGAAGAAUGAUUAGUCUACACUUAUUAUUAAAAGAAGGUAACAGCAACUCCCCCACCUGAACCAAGUGGGAAAUAUGGCUUUUUGUUGAACCAAAGUAUUUGGUGGGGUUGACAUAAAAGAAGUGCACGCCCUUGUUUACUAGGGCCCCCCAUCCUUUCUUAACAUCCCCUCUCUUGCAGUUGCAGUGGAGUUUGCUCGAUUUGCAGGUAAUGAAAGAGGAAGCAGUCAAAGGCUUCCACUUUCCGCUUGCCACAGCUUUACAACUGUUAGGAUUUUCUUUGAGGAAAAUGGUAGCUAAAUUUAGUUACUUUGGUUGUGACUUGUGAGUUAUAUAAUGAGGGUUGGUAUUUGAAUCCAAAUUUAAUUUUAGGGUUGCUGUCUUUAUGCCUGUGUAAUGUAAGUAGCGUCGCAUGCAAGCAUUUAUGAUAAUGAGAGCGAUGUCUUUACUCAUUAUUAUUAUUAUUAUUAUUAUUUUUUGGCUGUAAGUGUAGUUGAUAGGAAAAAAAAAAAAAAGAAAAUGAUAUAAAAUUAUGUAAUUUGUGUUGGAGAUGAUGAUGUGUACAGUAGAGAGUGGGGACCACGGGGAAGGGGGAGUUGGUGCAUUAUUAAGGAUAUGGAGGAUAAUGGGAUAUGAAUGUGCAUGUGAUGUGGCACGCUUGUGA
Messenger RNA from Benincasa hispida (wax gourd), 2998 nucleotides. RefSeq names its product transcription factor bHLH143-like. Gene Ontology annotation, molecular function: protein dimerization activity. The record is from RefSeq and is a predicted model, not a curated record. Lineage: Eukaryota; Viridiplantae; Streptophyta; Magnoliopsida; Cucurbitales; Cucurbitaceae.